AUGGCAGAAGGCGAGUUGAACGUAGACGGCCUCAUCACCCGGCUACAAGAAGUAGAAGCCAGUCUUCCAGGGAGGAUCGUCCAGAUGACGGAGGCUGAGGUGCGGGGGCUCUGCAUCCUGUCCAGAGAGAUCUUCCUCAGGCAGCCCAUCCUGCUAGAAAUUGAGGCUCCGAUCAAAAUCUGUGGUAAUAUCCAUGGACAUUACUCGGGCUUGCUGAGGCUAUUCGAGAGAGGCGGUUUCCCUCCCGAGGCCAACUACCUGUUCCUGGGGGACUAUGUGGACCGGGGGAGACAGUCCCUGGAGACCAUCUGCCUGCUGCUGGCCUACAAGAUCAAAUACCCAGAAAACGUCUUCCUGCUCAGGGGGAGCCACGAGUGUGCUUCCAUCAAUCGCAUCGAAGGCUUUUAUGAUGAGUGCGAACGCAGGUUCAACAUAGGGAUCUGGGAGACGUUCACAGACUGUUUUAAUUGCCUGCCCAUUGUUGCCAUUAUCAGUGAGAAGAUCUUCUGCUGCCAUGGAGGUCUCUCUCCUGAUCUGCAGAAUAUGGAACAGAUUCGACUCAUUAUGAGACCGACUGUCGUCCCUGACACAGGCUUGCUGUGCGACCUGCUGUGGUCGGACCCAGACAUGGAGGGGCAGGGAUGGGGGAGGAACAAUCGGGGAGUUUCCUUCACCUUCGGGGCAGACGUGGUCGACGAGUUCCUCAUCCGCCACGACAUGGAUCUCAUCUGCCGAUCACAUGAGCUGUUGGGCCUGCGCCACACACCCCUUCUCUGCGUGGAGCGGCCGGAGAUCCCCGAGGAGUUACGGAGGAGGAGAAGAGGAUGCAGAGCGGGAGUGAAGCGCAGGGAGCGGAAAAGACGGUUUAAACCAUGUUUACCGUCUGUCAUCAUGGGGAAUGUAAGAUCUCUCCCAAACAACAUGGAAGAGUUGACGGCGCUGACCCGACUGCAGAGGGAAUACAGGGAAUGCAGCCUCAUGUGCUUCACAGAGACGUGGCUGACUGAACUUUCUCCGGACUCACACGUAAAUCUGGACGGCUUCCAACUCGUACGAGCGGACCGAAAAGCAACGGAGUGCGGUAAGAAGAAAGGAGGUGGGAUCGCUGUGUUGGUUAACGAUAGAUGGUGCCACCCGGCACACACCAGCGUGAAGGAGAUGCUCUGCACCAGAGAUUUGGAGCUGUUAGCGCUUCAGAUCGGAUCCACACAGUUAUCUCGCAUCUUCAAAGCCAGCACCCCCAAGCCCUCCUCCUCAUCUCCGAGGACUGUUAAGGAGUGGUCCGAGGAGACCAGUGCCAGGCUCAGAGACUGCUUCGAGACUACAGACUGGGAGGCACUCUGCAGCCCCCAUGGCACUGACAUUGACAGCAUGACCCACUGCAUUACGGAUUAUAUUAACUUCUGCGAGGAGAACACUGUGCCCUCCAAGCUGCGAUUGGUCAUGAGUUGA
This is a messenger RNA of Limanda limanda (common dab), 1452 nucleotides long. RefSeq names its product serine/threonine-protein phosphatase PP1-beta catalytic subunit-like. The record is from RefSeq and is a predicted model, not a curated record. Gene Ontology annotation, biological process: circadian regulation of gene expression; regulation of circadian rhythm. NCBI's taxonomy places the organism in Eukaryota, Metazoa, Chordata, Actinopteri, Pleuronectiformes, Pleuronectidae. Bases 1 to 1452 code for a protein of 483 amino acids. Gene Ontology annotation, cellular component: nucleus; cytoplasm. Gene Ontology annotation, molecular function: protein serine/threonine phosphatase activity. The transcript is spliced from 11 exons.